AUGGAUUCGUUCUCGAAUAAAGUGAAAACUUUUGAUGCGUUCCCAAAAGUAGAUCCCCAACAUCAAGUACGAUCUCAAAGAGGUGGUUUAUCAACAUUACUUACAUAUUUUUUUGGACUUUUAAUACUUUGGGUUGAAGUUGGUGGAUUUAUUGGAGGUUAUAUUGAUAGACAAUUUAUAGUUGAUGAUGUAAUACGAAGUGAUUUAUCAAUAAAUCUAGAUUUAAUAGUUGCAAUGCCAUGUGAAUUUCUACAUACUAAUGUUGAAGAUAUAACGAGAGAUAGGUUUUUAGCAGGUGAAACAUUAAAUUUUGAAGGUGUUAAUUUUUUUGUUCCACAAGGUUUUAAAAUAAAUAAUCCAAAUGAUUUUCAUGAUUCUCCAGAUUUAGAUCAAGUUAUGCAAGAAAGUUUGAGAGCAGAAUUUAGAUCAAGUGGUCAAAGAGUAAAUCAAGGUGCACCAGCUUGUCAUAUUUUUGGUCAAAUUCCUGUAAAUCAAGUUAAAGGAGAUUUUAGAAUAACAGCAAAAGGUUUUGGAUAUAUGGAUAGACUGCAAGUGCCAUUAGAAGCUUUUAAUUUUAGUCAUGUUAUACAAGAAUUUUCAUUUGGUGAAUUUUUCCCAUUUUUAAACAAUCCUUUAGAUGCAACUGGUAAAAUAACUGAAGAGAAAUUACAAAUUUAUGGAUAUUAUGCAAAAGUUGUACCAACAAUUUAUGAAAAAUUAGGACUUGAAGUUGAUACAAAUCAAUAUUCAUUAACUGAAAAUCAUUUAACUGUUACAAUUGAUGAAACAAGUAAAAAAGCUCAAGGUGUACCUGGAAUUUAUUUUAGAUAUGAAUUUGAACCAAUAAAACUAAUGAUUAGAGAAAAAAGAAUUCCCUUUUUACAAUUCAUUGCCAAAUUAGGUACAAUUGUUGGUGGAUUAUUAGUUGCAGCUGGAUAUUUUUUUAAAUUAUAUGAAAAAUUAUUAUUAAUAUUAUUUGGUAAAAAAUAUGUUGAUAAAGGUAAAGAAAAAAAAGAUGCAGGACUUAUAAAUUAA
Messenger RNA from Lodderomyces jiufengensis, 1035 nucleotides. RefSeq lists its product as uncharacterized. Gene Ontology annotation, cellular component: endoplasmic reticulum; endoplasmic reticulum membrane; Golgi membrane. NCBI's taxonomy places the organism in Eukaryota, Fungi, Ascomycota, Pichiomycetes, Serinales, Debaryomycetaceae. Gene Ontology annotation, biological process: endoplasmic reticulum to Golgi vesicle-mediated transport; retrograde vesicle-mediated transport, Golgi to endoplasmic reticulum. The transcript has a single exon. Bases 1 to 1035 code for a protein of 344 amino acids. The record is from RefSeq and is a predicted model, not a curated record.